AUGGAGUGGGUUCCGUGCACCGAGCAGACGGGGUCGGUGGGCUGCCGCGAGGGGCACUGCGCAACCUCUCUUCAAGAAAAAAGUACUGGAGAAGAAUGGGUUUUGGUUGUUGGGGGAUAUUGCGAAGGGGAGCGCGACGGCGCGGUUAUGGCAGCGCGAGCAGAUGGACUGCCGAUGCUACGAUGGGUUCGGCUGGAUAAGCCCAACAUGACGUGGUUCGAAUGUGAUGGGGCUUCGCUAACGCACGUAACUGGCGACACCGCCUACUUCUUUGGUGGAUUAAACGAGCACAUGAAUCACAGUAAUCAGUUACUCUGUCUUUCCCUGCAUCAGGGGCAACAGGGUGAUCUUUCCCUCGAUGUGGUGAAGGUAGAGACAACAGGAGACGUCCCUCUUCCGCGCGCGAGGCAUUCAGCUGGUAGUGCCGGGCGGUAUUUCGUUGUGUUCGGUGGUGAAACGGAAGAUGCUGAACAAAAUAAUGACGGAUACAUCCUGGACACCGACACAAUGGUAUGGACACGAAUUCCAACAGGGCACCAGGUGCCCAAUCCACGACUUCUCGCCGGCCCUCUUGUGUUCUACUCACCCCACGGGUGCAUACUUUACGGUGGGGCACACUUUGUGAACGGCGAUAUAAGGAGUAUGUCUGACGUGUGGAACCUGCACAUCCCGCUGGGAGGCACAUGGUUUAACGUUUCCUAUGGGGACGGCGCCCCCGCCUGUCGCUUCCCGAGGUCGAAUGGUCACGCCGGUGGCGUUCUGGGGCGGGUUGGGGGAGAAACUGUAGUGUUGUUUGUUGGAGGAAAGGAUGCCGCUGAGGGGUGUGACAGAGUAAAACAGGUGCAGCCUCCGAAAUCUGCUGAAGACAAAUUCCAUCUUCGUCUGGUAGACCCCGUGUUGGCUGGUGGUGAGGGCCCGCACUGGCGGUACACACCAGCAGCGGUAGAUACACGACGUGGCGUAUUGCUUUUGGGUGGUCAGUGCCGUCAUCCACAGGAGGUUGCUGCCUUCCUACUAAAGCAGACGGGUGUUACUUUGCAACGGUAA
Molecule: messenger RNA, 1047 nt
Organism: Trypanosoma brucei brucei TREU927
Lineage: Eukaryota; Euglenozoa; Kinetoplastea; Trypanosomatida; Trypanosomatidae
Exons: 1
Coding region: 1-1047 (348 amino acids)
Molecular function (GO): protein binding
Source: RefSeq, a predicted model, not a curated record